Molecule: messenger RNA, 1437 nt
Organism: Emiliania huxleyi CCMP1516
Lineage: Eukaryota; Haptophyta; Isochrysidales; Noelaerhabdaceae
Exons: 4
Coding region: 1-1437 (478 amino acids)
Source: RefSeq, a predicted model, not a curated record
AUGCGGCUCGACCUCGGCCCUCCGCAGCGCGGCGCCCGCCCGCCGGCGCCCGCUCCCUCCAAGCGCGUCCUCUCUCUCCUCUCCGCCUCCACCGAGAUCGUCUGCCGCCUCGGCUGCGCGCACCUGCUGGUCGGCCGCUCGCACGGCUGCGACGACCCUCCGCUCGCGACGGCGCUGCCGGUGGUGACCGCGCCGCGCGUCGACCCAAACGCGCCGUCGCUGCAGCUGGACGAGGCGGUCCGCGCGCAGGCGGCGGCUGGCGGCCCAAUCUACCAGAUUCGCUCCGAGCUUGUGCGCAGCCUCCGGCCGGACCAAUGCCGCAUCUGCGCCGUCACUCCGGAGGACGUUGACGCGGCCUGUGUGGCUCUGCCCUCCACGGCACUCGUCACCAUCAUGCCGGUCACGCUCGACGACGUGCUCGGCGACGUUGUGACCAUCGCAGCCGCGCUCGGUGCUCCUGAGCGCGGCCGGCGGCUGGUGGCGCACAUGCGCGCGCGGCUCGGUGCCAUCGCGCCGCUCGUGCCCGCCGGCGCGCCCGCGCCUCGCGCGCACCUCGAGUGGCUCGCGCCGCUGAUGGGCAGCGGCUACUGGAUCGCCGAGUGCGUGCAGGCGGCCGGCUGCUCGAUGGUGCACGGCACCAAGGGAGGCCACUCGAGGGUCAUCGAGCGCGCGUCGAUGCUGGCGGACGCCGACCUGAUCCUCCUCGCACCGUGCGGCUUCAGCCUCGAGCGCACGCGCGCCGAGCUCUCCUCGCUCCAACUGCUGCAGUCGGACGAGUGGCGCGCGCUGCCGGCGGUGAGGAGCGGAGCCGUGGCGGUGGCCGACGGCAACCUGUACUUCAACCGCUCGUCGUGCGGCGUCGAGGCGGCGGAGAUUGUGGCGGAGGCGGCGCACCCCGAGCUGCGAGGCCUCUUUGGCCACCACGGCAGGCAUUGGGUGAGCCUCUCGGAGCUCGACGCCUUCUGCGACCGCGACGGCGCCGCGUCGCCCACCAAGCCCGUGGCGCUGGCCUCCGGCGUUGCGGCGGCUGCGGUGGAGAACGGCGGCGGCGCGGCCAAGCUGCGCGGCACGGACACCGCGACGCCGUCGGCACACGUCGACGCCCAGCUCGAGGCGCUGAGCGACGGCGACUUCGCCAGCGCCUUCGCCCUCAACUCGGCCGCCAAUCGCGCGCGGCUGAGCGGCGCCGCCAACUUUGAGGCCAUCGUCAAGGGCUCGCCGAGCUUCAGCGUUCUGCUGCACUCUUCGACGGUUUGUGUCGUGCAGUGCGAAGACGGCGAGGGCAGCGCGGCCGCCGCGGCCGUGCGCGUGCAGGCGACGGCGGCGGCUGACACCGCCGCCGCUGCGAACAUCGCGGAUGAGGUCCGUUUCGUCUUCGACCUGAGCCGCAGCGGCGCCGGCAGGUGGGAGACCGACGGCGUGCGUAUAGAGUGCUGA